Leptonychotes weddellii (Weddell seal) is the source of this 6815-nucleotide messenger RNA. The record is from RefSeq and is a predicted model, not a curated record. NCBI's taxonomy places the organism in Eukaryota, Metazoa, Chordata, Mammalia, Carnivora, Phocidae.
UAAUUUCUCUUUAAAAUAAAUCAUUUGGUACAAUUUCUUUGGAGUUAUAGUAGCUAAUAGUAGAUUGAGGUGAAGAUGAUCCCCUUGCUUUGUCCUGACAGUCUGUUUUGUUACAGUCUGUUUGCUGCCGUCUGUGUUCUCCCGGGUCUCCUGUUCUUACUGGAUUGUUCGUUUUCAGCAUAAGCCCAGCUUAAGGGUUCAGGAGACUACAAAUGAAUUUUGAGGCUAGAUGAGAGCCCAUCACAGCACUGGAAGAUGACUUAUAGUGCUGGUCAAGGGUCGGAGGGCUUUCCUGAGCAAGGAACUAUGGAAAGGAUGUCUAAAGGAGUUUGCUGAGAUAUUGAGUAAAUGCGAAUGAGUAGUCACUCGUGGCAGAGCCCUUUAGGGGCAGGCAGAGCUAGAAAACACAGAACCCAAGCCCUCAGGGAGCUCACAGUCUAGUAGAAGACUCUAAUCCCACAAUCACAGUGUCACACAGGACGUGGUAAGAGACAGUGGCCCCAUGUGGACGGUGUGCUUGGAAUGACUGUGGGAGGUACCGCUCCAGUAAGGGUCAUGCCCCACCUCCCCCACCCCCCCCAGCUAACCGUGAAAGAAGACAAGGUUGCCUGGGCAGCCAAGGGUUGAGGGGGAGAGUUUCAGGGCCUCUGAUUCGGUGUUACUGCUUCUUCCUCCUGUCUUCAUGGCCUUCUAACCGUUCUCCCUGUCUUCAUCAUCACAGAACUGUCAGCGGACUCUGCCUAAAACACUGCUUAGCAGACGUCCUUGACCUGCCCCUGACUGCCUGCACAAACAGUCGUGACCUGGUGAUUCGAUGUUCAGGGGCCCACACGCUCCUCAAUCCAUCCUUAUCCCAGACACUUUGCAGAGUUCCUUCCGCAGGAACCGUCUUUCCUUCAUCUCUAACUAUUGACUUGGGACUGCAUUCGUCCCGUUUUAGUUUCAGGGUAACCUCAGUAAAGCCUUCUGUGUUCCAGUGCUCUUUUCCCAUGGGUCAUUUUCCACCUGUCCCGCAUUCUCACACGACUUCCUACAGCUGAGUUAUUUGGGGCGGUUUUCAAAUUCUGUUCUCCCUGGCACUGGGUCUCCGGCAGCCUUGUACUGCUUACAGCAUCUGGCAUAGUGUCUUGUACAGAGGGGGCACUCAAAAGAUACUUCCGGAACGAAUCAGGAGUAGACACUCAGUUCUGUGCUGCAGUGAAGUGUGAGGUUAGAGAGAUGCAUCCAGGAACUCUGGUGAGGCCUUUGCGGAGCUGGUGGCCCUUAGCUGGACCUCACUGGUGACCGUUCGGAUCUAGGCAAGUGUAGGGGGACACAGGGCCUCCUGGGCAGAGGAGUGGCCUGAGCAAACACGGAGAGGUAGAAAUGAGCACCUGUGGUGAGGGACUAUUUGAUUAUGCAUUUUUCUCCUGUAUACGUUUACUCUGCAAGGAAAGAGAGUGACAGCUCUUUUUUUGAGUUUUCAGGGAAAGCAGUUGUUACCGGUGUGGAGAUGAAGAGAUAACUUCUGGAAGAGGGGCAGGUUUGGGGCUUGCUCGGAGCAGAAAUAGAAUUCCCUGGGGCUGCAGGCUGUGCAUCCCCAGCUCCUCCAGCAGCCUGCAGCCUUGGACAAAAGAUGCAAGCAUGUUAUAAGUAAAGCACCUCAUGAAUCUUACGCAAACAUUACCUAUCUGGCUGAAUGAAGCCUUUCAGUGGCCUCGAACACAGAUUUGUGCAGACUCUCGGACUGAGAGGGGCCCGAAAACUUUGUCUUUGCCAUGUUUUCCACACGUAUCAUUUUGAUUUUGUUGUUUUGGGGGCGCUCUCCUGUUUUCCUCUGUGUCCCUCUACGGUAGCGUAACCACGUUGAGACGACCUGUUUCUGUGUCUGUCUCCCCGACCAACGUUCUUAGAUCUUCCGGGCCAGGGACUGUGGAGUCAUGACUCAUAGCAGGAGCACAGCGUCUCCAGGAGAGAGGCGGGCUGGGAGAGGUGCCAAGAGAUUGUCCUGGAGAAAACGCCUUCGUGUUCCCUUUCAGAACCCGGAUCACGGCGCCUCCUCCAGGGCCUGGCACUGACCCGAGCCCUGGUAGAUGGUGGACCGUCCGUUGUGAUGAGUGACGGUGGCGGCCCCUCAUGCCAAGUCUGCUCUCUCCACAGCGGGAGCCCAGCAUUGACCUGCUGGAGGCCUUCGUGGAGCACUGGAAGGGCAUCACGCACUACUACAUUGAAAGUACAGAUGAAAACACCCCCGCCAAGAAAACGGAUAUUCCCUGGCGGCUGAAGCAGAUGCUGGACAUCCUGGUGUACGAGGAGAGGCAGCAGACGGCAGCUGGUGAGGCCGGGCCCUGUCUGGAAUACUUGUUGCAGCACAAAAUCCUGGAGACGCUGUGCACACUGGGCAAGGCCGAGUACCCCCCAGGGAUGCGACAGCAGGUAUUCCAGUUCUUCAGCAAGGUUCUGGCCCAGGUGCAGCACCCCCUCCUGCAUUACCUCAACGUCCACAGGCCUGUGCAGAAGCUUCUCCGACUUGGUGGGACAGUUCCUGGAUCCCAAACAGAAAAGGAGGAGGUACAGUUCACCACCGUCCUCUGCUCCAAGAUCCAACAGGACCCAGCCCUGCUCACCUACAUCCUGGAAGGUAAAAAGAUUGUCAGGAGGAAGAAGUCAUCCAAAGAACCCACCACCCUGCCUAGAGAGGCAGCCAACAUCCAAGACAAGGACCACCCCCGCAGCAAGGCUCCUGACAUGAGUCCCUGCGGGGCCCGGGCCUUGAGCGCGCAGCCGCCUGCCGAGGCAGAGGAGGAGCCGGAUGGAGCGGCUGGAGAGAGCAACCUCAUCACCUCCCUGGUCGGGUUGUGCAAGAGCAAGAAAGGCCGGGUGGCUCUGAAGGCCCAGGAGAACCUGCUGCUCCUGGUCAGCGUGGCUUCGCCGGCAGCCGCCACCUACCUGGUGCAGAGCAGUCCUUGUUGCGCCGCCGUGGUCGAGCACCUCUGCCAGCUCUACCAGUCGGUGCCCCCCUUCCUGGACCCGGCGGACAUUGCCGCGCUAGAGGGCGUCAGCUGGAGGUUGCCCAGUGCCCCAUCUGAUGAAGCUUCCUUCCCUGGCAAGGACGCCUUGGCUGCCUUUUUGGGCUGGUUUGAUUACUGUGACCACCUCAUCACAGAGGCACACAUGGUGGUUGCAGACGCCUUGGCAAAGGCUGUGGCUGAGAAGUUAUUCGUGGAGAUUCUGCAGCCCCACCUCCUGCAUGUUUCUGAGCAGAGCGUCCUGACCUCCACCGCCUUGCUCACGGCCAUGCUGCGUCAGCUCCGCUCUCCUGCCCUGCUGCGAGAGGCUGUGGCUUUCCUCCUGGGCACAGACCCACAGCCUGCAGCCCCCGACGAUGGCCCCCGUACUCUGUGCGCUCACCUCAUCGGGCACUGCGACCACCUCUCUGACGAGAUCAGCAUCACCACCCUGCGGCUAUUCGAGGAGCUGCUCCAGAAGCCACACGAGCAGGUCAUCCGCAGCCUGGUCCUGUGCAACCUGGAGGGCCGCCAUUAUGUGGCCAGGGGCUCACCCGAGCCCGAGAGCUACGAGGACACCCUAGAUCUGGAGGAAGACCCUUACUUCACAGACGGCUUCCUCAACUCCAGCUUUCAACCCUCAGCAAAGCCUCCCCCAGCCCCUGCCACCAACUCAGAUGGCAAAACAGCAGUGACUGAGAUCGUCAACAGUUUCCUCUGCCUGGUUCCUGAGGAAGCCAAGACCUCGGCUUUCCUAGAGGAGACGGGAUAUGACACGUACGUCCACGAUGCUUACGGACUGUUCCAGGAGUGCAGCUCCCGAGUUGCCCCUUGGGGCUGGCCCCUGGGCCCCACACCCCUGGACCCCCAUGAGCCCGAACAGCCUUUCUUUGAGGGUCACUUCCUCCGAAUGCUGUUUGACCGCAUGUCCCGGAUUUUGGAACAGCCAUACAGCCUGAACCUGCAAGUGACCUCAGUCCUGUCCCGGCUUGCCCUCUUCCCCCACCCCCUUAUCCACGAGUACCUCCUGGAUCCCUACAUCAACCUGGCCCCUGGCUGCAGGAGUCUGUUCUCUGUGCUCGUCAGGGUGAUCGGGGACUUGAUGCAGAGAAUUCAGAGGGUACCCCAGUUCCCGGGAAAACUGCUCCUGGUGCGCAAGCAGCUGAUGGGUCAGGUCCCUGGGGAGCAGCUGGACCACCAGACUCUCCUCCAGGGAGUGGUGGUUCUUGAGGAAUUCUGCAAGGAGCUGGCUGCCAUCGCUUUCGUCAAGUUCCCCCCACAUGGUCCUCACCUGCACCUCUCCCCUCCCCGAGAAGGGCACGUCUGAGCCAGGAGCAGGACAGGAGGGGAGACUUCUGUCCACUCCUCUGCCCAAGAGCUGCCUCGUACCUGGCACUGCCUCCACCUCCUGCCUCCCAGGUUGGGGGCUUGGUUCCAUCUCUUCCUCCCAGGCACCUCUGCCUCUGAGGACGCCUGGGCUUCCACUCCCAGGUUAACUCAAGAAGAUCCUGGCCUGUCAGCCACACGAGACUGGGUUCAGGGAGUGGGUCUCCAAGGAGCAAAAGAGAUGGCCUCCCAGACAGCAUGGUGUCCUCGGGGCCUUCUCGGGGGAGCUGGGUAAUUGCCAGGUGAUCACCCAGACCCAAACCCUCACGUGUCCUGUGCCUAUCACCUGAGUCGACGGGCCAUUCGUGGCCAGGGCCAAGACCUGUGGCUCAGUUCCAGGGGCACAGAGGGGAGUGAGUGAUGGUUCUGAGGCUGGUCAGGACCGCAGGCCAGAGAGACGGGGGUGCAGGAGCCCCGUCUCUGUCAACGCUAGGUACCACAGACACUGCUGAGACUUGACAUUUUUUCUCCUGCCUUCUUGGCUUAAUCCGUGGCGAAGGGGCAGUGGAUAGCCGGGGAAGCCCACUCUUCCUACCCAGCCCUCCUGGAGACUGUUGCAAAAUUCCCAACCGCCUCCUGGCAAAUAUCCAAAGCAUGCUCCGCGCCCAGGCGGGGGCAGCUGCUAAUGAGAGCCUUGGUGUAACUGCAGCCGGGGCGGGAGAGGCCUUGGGAAGUGGGGGGCUGGGUGCCAGGCUCCGGCUCCAGCUGCUUUCUCUCUGGCACCUCUGAACCCAUCCCGGCUGGUCCUCAACACCUGGGUAGAGGGGCUCAGAGACCGGGGGGAGGCCGAGCCUGGCCCUCAGCUUUCCACCCAGCCUGCAGUGCUCUUGAUGGAAUACUCUUCGGGGGAGCCAGGGAGCUCGGGAGAGACGAGGCCGGGAUGCCCACCUGACCCCAGGCCCCCAGGGCCCGGCGGGGAGGCGCUGGGGCGCAGGGAGCCGGUUGUAGCGUUGUUCUCCCUGCAUGCCCUUCACGGCCGGGGCUGCCACCCCACCCGGCCUGAAUCUGCCUCAACCUGCAGGAACACACAGGCGGCGCCAGGCAUUACCUCACGGCAGGACUGCAGUGCUGGCUGCGCUCCUGGGCAAGGAGGAGCGGGCCAGAGCCCCUUUCGCUUCCUUUUCCUGCCUGUGCCGCUUCUAGAAGCCGGCCGCAGGUUGCCAGGAGGUGACAUGGAAGAGGAGGAACUCAGUGACCUCUCCCUCUCCUGCGUUCCUCCAAGCCGCUGCUCUGAAGGACACCGUGCAUGGGCAUGCAUGCGUGUGUGCGCACAUGGGUGUUGGCGUGGGACCGGAGAGCUGAGCUCACAGGGCAGAUUGAACUCUUCAAGUCAGAAAAACGUUUGAGCGUCCGGGAGUCACAGAGACUCCCCUCCUCCAUCCCCUUCAGCAUUCACACUGCGUCCCCCCAGACAACACGGCAAUAAAUGGUUUGGUUGCGUGGACACAGCGGCCCUGUUCGCCACUCUUCGUGUCCUCCUGCGCAGGACUCCACUGCUCAUUGAGGCCCAUCUUCCUCCCCAAGAAAGACACAUUCCUUUUCCAGCACUGGAGUGGAGGGAGGUGGUGUCCUGGGCAGGGGGGGUGGCGACGGUGGUGGUAAGUAGAGACAGGCUCCAGCAGCGCACAUCUGAUGUUCCUCAGCCCCUGCCAGGAACCAGGCUCCUUCUUGGCCAAGCAACGCUUUCUGCCCAGCUUACCUACAGCUGAGAGCCAGCUAGCCUUGGGAGACGCUGGGAGAGAACGGGCCAUCUGGAGCAUCUGUGUGCAAGUCUCAUUUUGGGGUGUUUAUGUUGUGAGUUGUGUGAAUGCUUUAGCGGACCUAUUUUAAAAACCUGUCCCUGGAUGUAUGUGUGUGGGGAUGCUCUCAGGAAAGUAGCUGAGCGAACUCCAAGACAGAGCAAGCUGAAAACUCGGACAGGGCUGAUGAGUGGCUCUUACCUCUUACCAUGUCACAAUCACUGGGUUUGCUUUUUACAAUACCUGUGGAAUCGGUGUCUCUGGGGGUGGGCCCAGAGUUGUUUUUAAAGCUCUCCAGCUGAUUCUAAUGGGCAGGGUCAAAAACUACUAUAGGCUAAAUAAAGUGGGAGCAAAGAUUACCCUUUGACGGGGAUAUGGACUGGUGGGUCCCUCAGAUAAUGAGAGAAGUGAACCAAAGUGAAAGGGUUCGAUUCCAUCAUGUGGGAGAUGUCUGUCCUCAGACGGCACAAGAGGAUUCCUACCACAGCCUAAGACAGAAAGAUAAGAUGGCAGCCAGGAGAGGAUGGGAAAGGGGGCCAUCAGUGUCAGAGUGGAGUUACCUCAGAAGGGAAGCCUAGUCAAGCGUUCCCUUGCUCAGAACCAGAGAACUGUAUUACAUGCAGUGGGCAGCACACGAUAUAUUUUCUUUGUUCACUUCCUGUGGUUUUCCCUUAAGUUUUAGUAAAGUUCUUUUUUUAAAAAA